This is a messenger RNA of Verticillium dahliae VdLs.17, 1170 nucleotides long. Its product is annotated as FAD binding domain-containing protein. NCBI's taxonomy places the organism in Eukaryota, Fungi, Ascomycota, Sordariomycetes, Glomerellales, Plectosphaerellaceae. The transcript is spliced from 3 exons. The coding region runs from base 1 to 1170 and encodes 389 amino acids. Gene Ontology annotation, molecular function: FAD binding. The record is from RefSeq and is a predicted model, not a curated record.
AUGCCCAUGUUCUACCUGAAGCUCUGGAAUGGGCCUCUGCCCAGCUCCAGCCUAGACUGCGCGCUCAAAUUCUUCGAUAGUGUGCGGAGGCCGCACUACGCACUCUUCCGCACGAUGGAUCAGAUUGCCAGCAAGAGACACCAGAUAUCGACGGAGUCAACAUCUGUCGAAGAAAUCGUCAUCGGACAGGUUGACAAUGUCCAUGGCUCGGGCUUGAUCAUCUUCCAUCGAGCCGUCAUGUUGAGAGCACUGUUCGACGCACUGCCAGAUGAAGCCAAAGCCCAGAUUAGCACCAUCAUACGGGAUCUCAGGCUCGACCUUCCGCAGACUGCGGGCGGCCAAGAUGCACUUGAUUCUGCCGAUCAUAUCACAAGCAACGCAGAGGACACUUUCCCGGCCACUUACAAAUGUUUGUGGGGUUCAUUCAAGCGAGAGACGGACAUUGGCGAGAGUUACGAGAUACAGGGUCACAAUCGAUCAGCCAUGUACCUGACAGGCAAAGAAAAGGCCUGGAUUUUCUUGUAUGAAAAGCUCCCGGUAACAACAGCAGAGAAGAUCACAUACAGCCCCGAAGAUGCAACCGCGUUUGCGCAAAGCUUCAGCGAUUGGCACGUUCAUGAGAAGCUCAAAAUCGGCGACAUCAUCAAUAAACCAAGUUUUGUCUCCGGGAUGAAUAACCUUCGAGAAGGUGUCGCUGCGGCCGAGACGUGGAGUUUUGCCGGCCGAGUAGCCCUCGUAGGGGAUGCGUGCCAUCGGUUCACCCCGAACGCUGGGCUUGGACUCAAUGCGGGUAUCCAAGAUGUUGUCUUCUUGGUGAAUCAUCUUCGCGUCCUUUCUGCGCAAACUCGACAUGGCAUCUUCGACGACAAGUUGUUUUUGAACACGCUGGAGAGAUACCAAGAGGAAAGGCGCGAGCCGGUGGCAAGAGACUACGCUGUGGCGUCACAGUCGACGCGGCUGCAAGCAUGGGCGACUUGGCGCGAUUAUCUGUUGGCACGCUGGUUCUAUUCAGUUGAGUUUGUGAAGAACUAUCUGACGGAUCACGGGACGGCUACCAGCUUCAAAAGUGGACUUGUCUUGGACUUCAUUGAAUCUGACGAGGUGCUGCAUGGCAAGAUCCCCUGGGACCAUCCACUCGUACGGGGUGCGCUGCCCAUCAAGACGAGCUAA